Molecule: messenger RNA, 652 nt
Organism: Drosophila ficusphila
Lineage: Eukaryota; Metazoa; Arthropoda; Insecta; Diptera; Drosophilidae
Exons: 1
Coding region: 278-652 (124 amino acids)
Source: RefSeq, a predicted model, not a curated record
GUCACCAGCGGUCAUACUAAAUACCAUAUUUUAAAAUAAUAAACGCUACGACGCCGUCAAAUUAAUGUGAAACAACGUGAAUAUUUUGACAAAACCGUAAAUGUGCAUACCUUCAGUUUCAAAUUUGAUAUCUCAGAAAAAGGAAACGUGACCUAAUAUUAUAAACACAAUCUAAGUCGUUACCAGUUCAGUGUGCCAGCAUAAAGAAUGUCUAGCACAAAUAGAAUUUAGUGAACAGUUUUCCCCCUCCGCAUGCACCGUUUUUGGAUGGAGGAGCAUGUCUAUGAACCGAUCUACGAAUAACUGUAGUCUGGAUGUAAUUAAAGGCAGCAACACCACAAGUGGCGAUAAUAACUCAAACGAACAAUUCGAUCGCACCGAAAAUGAUGCGACGCACCCAAUAUUACGCAGUGAUCACCGUCAUCAGGGUGAACUGGUCCUAUGUUUGACUUGCCAUAAGCAAUUCAAGAGUUUCUCCUUUAGCGACAUUUGCGCACACUUUAUAUACACUCACCCCAAUCGCCAGAAUAGUGCUACCUUCAAAAAUCUCUACAAGUGCUUAUACUGCAAACGCGAUAUUCAUUAUUUUUUGCGUGCUGAGAAAUCGGAUCCCGAAAUUUAUCACUUUUGCUCGCCGAGGAAAAAAACUUAA